AUGUCGAAGGCUCGAGGCGCCGCCGGUGGCGUCGACCAGAUCGUCAAGCUCAUCGUCGGAGCUGGCCAGGCCAGCCCCAGUCCGCCUGUUGGUCCGGCGCUGGGCAGUAAGGGUAUCAAGUCGAUGGACUUUUGCAAGGAGUUCAAUGCGAGGACAGCACACAUCAACCCGGGCACCCCUAUGCCCGUCCGGGUGACCGUUCGACCGGACAGGACAUUCCACUUCGACGUCCGCACCCCUCAUACCUCCUGGCUCCUGCUCAACGCUGCAGAAGUCCCCCUAGGGAAGAAAGGCAAGCGGAAAGGAGCGAGCAACCCGGGCACCGAGACGGUCGGGACCGUCUCGCUGAAGCACAUCUACGAGAUCGCCAAAAUCAAGCAGUCCGAGCUCCGGCUCUCCGGUCUCCCGCUGCAGGGUCUCUGCCGGUCCAUCAUCUACCAAGCAAAGUCCAUUGGCCUUGCGGUAGUUGCAUAA
This is a messenger RNA of Thyridium curvatum, 474 nucleotides long. RefSeq lists its product as uncharacterized. The transcript has 2 exons. Gene Ontology annotation, cellular component: mitochondrial large ribosomal subunit; ribosome. Gene Ontology annotation, biological process: translation. Lineage: Eukaryota; Fungi; Ascomycota; Sordariomycetes; Thyridiales; Thyridiaceae. Gene Ontology annotation, molecular function: structural constituent of ribosome; large ribosomal subunit rRNA binding. The record is from RefSeq and is a predicted model, not a curated record. The coding region runs from base 1 to 474 and encodes 157 amino acids.